AUGGGUAUGUGGAGUGCACUGAGUGUGCUGCUCUUCAUCACACACAGCGUGUGUGAUUUACAGAAGUGCAUUUUAUCCAGAGAGGAAAGAUCCAAUGCGGUAGAUCUUUGUGUUUUUCUUAAGGGUUCUAAAUGUUCUAAGUAUACAGAUGAAAUUAAUAAUAAACAAAAUGACGUGUGUGUGUGUGUGUGUGUGUGUGUGUGUGUGUGUGUAGUGUGCAGCCAAACCAGCAUAAGAUGGUGCACAAUUUCAGUACAGGAGCAGGCCAAGUGCACUGCCAUGGCAACAGCGUUUAGCAGCGCCGCCAUCCAGCCUGAACUGCGCUGCGUACGCACGGAGUCGGUCAUGGAGUGUGCGCAAAAACUCAUGGUAAAUGAAGUUGAUGCAUUUUCUACCAGUGCCGAAAACGUCUAUGAGAUUGGAAAGCAUGCCACAUUCAAAAUUGCUGCAGCAGAGUCCAGUUCUGAUGGUGAAGGAACAUUAUAUUAUGCAGUUGCUGUUGUGAAAAAGACCAAUUCGUACAUUAGCAUCAACAAUCUAAAAGGGAAGAAGACAUGCCACGCUGAGCUUGGGCGUACAGCGAACAUGACCAUAGGCUAUUUGAUUGACAGUGGACGGAUGUCUGUUAUGGCCUGUAACGUGAUGCAAGGGGUCGCAGGAUACUUCAAUGCUAGCUGCAUUCCUGGAGUGGCAGACCAGGCUUCGUCUCUGUGCCAGCUUUGUGCCGGAGAUGAAACUGGAGGCCAUAAGUGUGAGGCCAGCAUCAAGGAGAGAUACUAUUCAUAUAAUGGAGCUUUCAGGUGCCUUGUUGAGGAUGCAGGAGAAGUAGCUUUUGUUAAGCACACCACAGUUGGUGACAACACUGAUGGAAAAGGGGACACAUGGGCAAAGGAUCUCAAGUCUACUGACUUCAACCUGCUGUGCCCAGAUGGAACCUUGGGUCUCAUCAAAGAUUACAGACGCUGCAAUCUUGCCCAAGUGCCAUCCAGAGGCAUUGUGGUCCACAGUGCCAUUGACAGCGCUAAGAUAUAUCACAUGCUUACAGAGGGACUGCGAAAGUCUGACUUUUCACUUUUCUCCUCGGUGGGCUUUCAUGGUGAAAACCUGUUGUUCAGUGACAGCUCUACGAAGUUUAUCCCUGCUGGAAGUGAUGACUACAUUCAUUGGAUGGGACAAAAAUACUAUAACAUUUUGAAAGCUAUGGACUGCUCAAGCUCUGAUGUUCCUGAGAUCCUGACCUGGUGUGUGCUGUCUUCUCGAGAGCAGCAGAAAUGCAUAGACAUGUCUCUAGCUUUCAAAAAUAAAGGACUCUCACCAAAUAUCCAGUGUUUAUUUGGAACAUCUGUGAAUGACUGCAUGGAGAAAAUACAGAACAAAAAGGCAGAUGCCAUCACGCUUGAUGGAGGCUACAUCUACACUGCAGGGAAAACAUAUGGCCUGGUGCCUGCUGUAGGAGAAAGCUACACAGGGGACACUGAUGGCAGCAGCUACUACGCUGUGGCUGUCUUAAAGAGAAGCAACAGACAAAUCCAGAGAUUCAAUGAUCUGAAGGGCCGGACAUCCUGUCACACAGGCUAUGGCAGGACUGCUGGCUGGAACAUUCCAGUAAGCGUGUUUAUUGAGAAAGGCCUGAUCAGACAACAGAAAUGCCAGUUUGCCCAAGCUGUUGGAGAUUUCUUCAAAGCAAGCUGUGUACCUGGUGCCAAUGAGCCUGGAUUUCCCAGCAACCUUUGCGCACAGUGUAACGGAGAUGCCAGUGGCCAGAACAAGUGUGUUAAAGGCAAGGAUCUGUUUGAUGGUUACAGUGGAGCCUUCAGGUGUCUGGUUCAGGGAGCAGGCGAGGUUGCAUUUGUGAAACAUUCCACAGUUUUCCAGAAUACUGAUGGCAAUGGUACAGAUCCCUGGGCCCUCAAGUUGAACUCGAGAGAUUUUGAACUGCUGUGUUCUCAAGAGUCUCGUGCUGACGUCAGUCAGUAUAAACACUGUCACCUUGCCCGUGUCCCUUCCCAUGCUGUGAUGGUCCGGCCCGACACCAACCCUCACAUCGUCUUUGGCCUUUUGGACAGAGCUCAGCAAUUCUUUGGGGUCAGCACCACCUCAGACUUCAAGAUGUUUGAUUCUAGCCAAUAUGAUGGAUCGGACCUGAUCUUCAAAGACUCCACAGUAAGCAUAAUUGGUGUCAGCGAGAAAAAAACCUAUGAGGAUUGGCUUGGCCAGAGCUACAUGGAUGCCCUCUUAGCCAUGGAGUGCACUGCCUCUUCAGCAGUGGUAUCUCCGACCUCUGUACUCCUGGUGAUCAGCUUGGCCGUGCUCUUUGCUCUUUUGGUCGUGUAGCAGGUCCGUCAGCUACCCCAAGCUUCAUCAGCUAUAUCUCCAUUUUAUCCUGAUCACUCAUAUGAUAUCUACGAUAUGCAAGCCUACUGUAGUAAAGCUACUGUAAACUAUAUCCACCAAUGACUUACACAUACAAUGAGUGUACACUUUGGUAUAGAUUGUUUUCACUAUUUAUCAAAACCAAUCACAUACUGUAAAUCACCUUUGCUUUUGAUGUAUAAAUUGUUCAUGAUAGAUGUACAUGUAUAUGUCUGUCCCAAAUGACAUGUUAAAUUAGCAUAUCAUUUACAUUUUUGUCCUGUGUUGCUGUUCUGCAGCAAUUACAUUUCUCAGUUUACUUUUUGUCCAAACAAGUUGGCAUUCUGCUGGCAGCCUUGGGAUCGGACAUUAGCAUAGAUCUUUAACUUCUGAGCUAUCACUGCUUACUUGGUUUAGUUGAUCUUUACAAUGAAAAAUGUCCGUACAAGUCACUGCAAUUUUUUUUUUCAGUGUGAUUCAUAAAGUAAAAGCUCUUGAAUGUUCAAAUGAUUUUAUGAGACUAGGGUCCCCAAACUUUUAGUGCAUUUUCUCUGACUCAUCUUGAUAGCAGUGAUUUCCAUUUUCACUGGAUUUCGCAAAUAUUUCUCACUGCACACACUUCUAUAGGCGUCAGAUACCUGAGGGCAACAGCCAUAUCCGUGUAUAUGCUUUGCCUGUUACAUAUUUAUUGACUUCAAUGUUCUGUAAAUGUCUCAUUUUUAAUCAUGUAUUUGAAGGCACAUGCUGUAUUAGGGGUGUCCACAUUCUAGCUGGAAUCGUUAGUUUCUUUUAUUUACGUCACUGAGUAUACACUUGUGUGUGACUUAUGAGUCGGAAAAGACUAAAUCGAUUCAUUUCAUUUUACCUUAUAUUUCUCCCAGUGAAAAAUGAUCAAGAUUAUAUUUUCCUCUUGUCAUUU
This is a messenger RNA of Neoarius graeffei (lesser salmon catfish), 3271 nucleotides long. It is a transcript of the gene meltf, whose product is annotated as melanotransferrin. Gene Ontology annotation, biological process: iron ion transport. NCBI's taxonomy places the organism in Eukaryota, Metazoa, Chordata, Actinopteri, Siluriformes, Ariidae. Gene Ontology annotation, cellular component: recycling endosome; extracellular region; early endosome. The record is from RefSeq and is a predicted model, not a curated record. The transcript has 17 exons. Bases 1 to 2334 code for a protein of 777 amino acids.